AUGAUCUCCCGAUCGAUCAGAGCGCCUCCGUCCCUGAUCCUUUUGCUCGCCUUGUGCUUCUUUCUCGGCUAUCAAUUCAGCCGCAGCCCUUUCGUGCCGACCACUGCUCUGUGUGCAUCCCCUUCCGACUCGACCUCGAUAGCAGAGCCGGGUCGCGCAAAUGGCCCGCGUAUAGCUAUCGUGACAUUCGUGACAAGCGAAUACUCCUAUAUGUACACCUCGCUCAAAGGCAAAAAUUAUGCGCGCCGGCAAGGAUACGACUUGGUCAUUGACUAUGAAGAACACGCCAAGCGCGGCACUAUGUGGUGGAAAUUCGAGAUGAUAACACGGCUCAUCAAAACCAACAAGUACGACUGGCUAUGGUGGUUAGAUUUUGACACUCUGAUUACCAAUACGGACAUCAAAUUGACCGACAUAAUCCAAGAAACUCUGGCCAACGUGACGAAUCCGGACGAGAUUGACUACCUCCUCACGCACGACUGCAACGGCCUGAAUAUGGGCUCGUUUGUCGUGCGUGCGCAUGAACGAUCAACCAAGGUUUUCAGGGACGCAGCGGCUAUCGAAGGUCGCCACAGGGAGAAAGGCGAGCAGUUCAGCGAGCAAGAUUCCAUGGUGACAUUGCUCAAGGACGAUGCGGCCACCAGUCAAAGGACAAUACAGGUUCCCCAGUGGAAGCUCAAUGCGUUUCCCGAGGAGAUCUCGUGUUUCGACGAGUCGGAUCGAGUUUGGGAGCCUGGGAUGUUUGUGCUGCAUUUUGCAGGCGCCUGGGCCCAUGUGGAAGGUCCGGAUCCGACAGGAAAGUUGAUGAAGAAGUACGAGGGCGAGGUUAUAUUUGGAGAUUGGGAAGACAUGUAUGAGCUCACGAUUUGA
Periconia digitata is the source of this 870-nucleotide messenger RNA. The record is from the annotation of a GenBank genome assembly. NCBI's taxonomy places the organism in Eukaryota, Fungi, Ascomycota, Dothideomycetes, Pleosporales, Periconiaceae.